CUCUGUUCCACCCCGCAUACACAGCGCGUCAUCCCGCGCUCAACCCCACGCUCCGCCUCGUACGCGCCCAGUCCCCCGACCAGCUAUUCCCUCGCAGCUGAAACUCGUGCAGCAGCUGCAGCUACAUCCACAUCACCGAAGCCGAGCUCUCCGCAGUCGACAGCCGUCGGUCCCACCGGCUCCACAACUAGCUUGUCUUGUCCAUUUCCAAACGCCUCGCCCCACACGUCGAGGCCGGCGGACAUCCCUACACAGGCGAUCUCGCACACUCUGCUUGCCCGGCUUGCCCACAUCUCGUGCACGGUGACACGUGCAACCUAGACACACGCGCACGCGCACAAACAGGUCUCGUCGACAUGGCAUCAUCGACAUCAGACGCACAGGCACAGCCGCUGCCUACCAACCUCAAGCUCUUGCUCAUCGGCAACUCGAGCGUCGGCAAGUCUUCCCUCCUGUUGCGAUUCACCGACGACGACUUCCUGUCAGAGGAAGAGACUGCCGCGACGAUUGGUGUAGACUUCAAGGUCAAGAGCAUUGAGCUCGAUGGCCGGAGGUACAAGCUGUCCAUCUGGGACACGGCAGGGCAGGAGCGUUUCCGCACCCUCACGUCGAGCUAUUAUCGCGGCGCACAGGGCGUCAUCUUGGUCUACGAUGUGGCGUCGCGCCCGACGUUUGACGAGUUGAUCAAGUGGUUCCGCGAGAUCGAGACGUACUGUGCCGAGGACGUGGUCAAGGUGAUCGUGGGCAACAAGGUGGACAAAGAGUUCUCGCGCCAGGUGUCGACGGAAGAGGGCCAGGCGUUUGCCGACCGCAUGGGCACGCUCUUUGUCGAGUGCUCUGCCAAGACAAACUUUGGCGUGACCGAGGCCUUCCAGGAGCUCGUUCGCAGAAUUCUCGCGACACCAUCGCUGUGGACCCGUGGCCCGCAGCCCGUCCGUUCGCCGCAGGCAGUCAACCUCAACGACGACAGCGGCAGCUACCUUGGCGGCUGCGCGUGCUAGACUAGACAUACGCAGCUCAUGGUACCGCCUCUCCUCGCCGCUUAGAACCCUUCCAUCGCACCCGGGGCCAGUGCGCGUGGCACGCCACCCACGCGCCGGCCCGUUCAUCGCAUCGCAUGUUGCUGCCUGCUACGUGCCGGUAAGACCGGCGCGCGCAGCGCUAGCUGUUGUACACUGCCCGCAAUAUACGCUUUGAUACAGAGUAG
Vanrija pseudolonga is the source of this 1207-nucleotide messenger RNA. RefSeq names its product Ras-related protein Rab-18-B. The transcript is spliced from 5 exons. Lineage: Eukaryota; Fungi; Basidiomycota; Tremellomycetes; Trichosporonales; Trichosporonaceae. The coding region runs from base 357 to 1001 and encodes 214 amino acids. Gene Ontology annotation, cellular component: intracellular membrane-bounded organelle. Gene Ontology annotation, molecular function: GTP binding; GTPase activity. Gene Ontology annotation, biological process: regulation of exocytosis; protein secretion. The record is from RefSeq and is a predicted model, not a curated record.